UGUGAUCCACAAGCUAUGCCCACAAUACCCAGUGAUUCUUCACUCCUUUACUGGCAUGCCUCUAUACAGAGUCGCUCCAGACCAUAUCUACCAUUUGAGCACAGAUGUGCAGGAUCACUAAUACAUUCACAAUGGAUUCUCCUACCUGCUCAUUGUAUAGACAUUGACCAGAAGCUUGAAUCAUGGAGGGUUUGCUUUGCCUCUGAUUCUCGUGAGCCAUGCAUUGGGCCUGAUGCUUUUAUCACACAUAAAGACUUUGUAUCCUCCCAGGGCAAUGUCUAUUAUCAUGACAUAGCUCUAUUGCACCUGUCCAAAAAGGUGUCCAAUAUACAUCCAGUUUGCUUGCCUUAUUCUGAGGAGACCGUCUCAUCUGGAGAUAUUUGCUACUGGGCAGGCUGGACCACUGCUGAGACAGGUGGAAUUAAUACCCACACAAAAUUUCAGGUGCCAAUACCAAUCAUGCCCUAUGAAACCUGCAGUAAGCCAAGUUUUUGGCAGAACCAAUUAACUACAUCUAUGGUUUGCGCUGGAUUUGAAUCUCCAGAAAAAUUAAAGUCUUCUUGCAAGAGUGGGGCUGAAGGAGCAUUGAUCUGCCAAUCAGCUUCAAACUCUGCUUGGGAAGUUCAAGGAAUCACAAGUUUUGGGCCUAACAACUGUCUAGUGGAAAGAAAACCUCAGGUGUUCACCAAAGUGUCGGCCUACAGAGAAUGGGUUGAGGACCAGAUGAAAAAAUAUAGUUACGAGAAGUAGAUUGCAUAAAUGUAUUAUUUGGACUAUUUGAGAUAACUGGUGAAUAACAGCUUAAUAAGUAAUAAAAUAA
This is a messenger RNA of Bufo gargarizans (Asiatic toad), 820 nucleotides long. Its product is annotated as chymotrypsin-like elastase family member 2A. Gene Ontology annotation, molecular function: serine-type endopeptidase activity. Gene Ontology annotation, biological process: proteolysis. The transcript is spliced from 5 exons. Bases 16 to 750 code for a protein of 244 amino acids. The record is from RefSeq and is a predicted model, not a curated record. NCBI's taxonomy places the organism in Eukaryota, Metazoa, Chordata, Amphibia, Anura, Bufonidae.